AAAAGCUUAAGCAAAAAAUUUGGGCACGACCCCAUUUUAAUUAUUGAUAAUUGGCCUGCCCCAAAUGUAAAAUUUCAAGAAUCAACAAGAAAUAAGGGACUCAUAAAUAUGCUAAAAAAGAAUGGAUUUAAGGUUCAUCUUGUCGAUGAAUUUCGUACCUCAAGUUCCUGUCCCAAUUGUGAAAACAGACUAGAGAAGUUUAAGCUCGUUGCUAAUCCAAGACCAUUUCAGCGUGAAAAAAUGCCUACUGUAUUCUGCCAUGGUUUACUUCAGUAUGCAAUACAAAGUUAA
Cokeromyces recurvatus is the source of this 291-nucleotide messenger RNA. RefSeq lists its product as uncharacterized. The record is from RefSeq and is a predicted model, not a curated record. Lineage: Eukaryota; Fungi; Mucoromycota; Mucoromycetes; Mucorales; Mucoraceae. The annotation marks the transcript as partial. The transcript has a single exon.